GGCUCUAAGGAAGAGGCCUGCUGGUACUCCCGCCUGCUGAAGAUGACGUAGAUGAUGGACUACUCAAAAUUUCAAAGUCCUGGCAGGAAAGGUGGCUUGUGAGGCACCUUACCUUUCGGUUCACUCUUCUCCCGAGCCCCAGGCGGCUCGCCUCGGCUUUUCCGUACAGCAACAUGGCGCCUCCCUGUGCCGCGUGAGUGUCUCGGAGCCGCCUGACCCCGCGCUCCCGCGGCCGGCACCCGACCCCGCUGCAGACCCCGCGCCAGCCUUCCCACACAAAAGCACCCUAAACAAGGUCCAGCUCGGAGCUACCGAUUGCCGAGCCGCGGCGUGACGUACAGGUCGGUCCGUACAGGAGCCAGGCGCCGCCCCACUCUGGGCAGGCUCAUCCCGCCUCCCACGGCCCCAGCGCCGAGGAGCGGUCGCCGUGGCCGCUGCACACCGGAGCGCGGCCGGGAGGACGGCACGGCGAGCCAGGCGGCCCGGGAGGGCUCGAGGCCCAGCUCCCGCCCGCCGCGGCGCCCGCCCCGCGGGAUCCGCUGCCGCCGCAGUGACGCUGGCCUUGAGGUUGUUCCUUCCUCCACCUCCCAAGUGUUAGGAUUGCAAGAGUGUGUGAGCAGGUCCAGCUUUCCGGUGACAUCUCCUGUAAGCUCAGCCACAGAAGGCAAGAUUAUGUUUCAGGAAAGCGAAUAGACUUAACUGAGGAUGUCUGAAAACCUUGACAAGUCCCAUUUAAGUGAAGCAGGAGAGUCAAAGCCGGAUGCCUCUGAGCAAGGCCUGGAAGGAGCUCUGGAGUGCUCUGAUGAAGCCUUACAGAAAAGAAUAAAGGCAGAUUCACCCAGUCCCCAGAGAGUGGGAAGACCUCACUCUAGUCCUUCUCGGCUUGUCACUGUAGAGGAACUUCUAGAAACAGCAAAAGGAGUCACCAACAUGGCUCUGGCCCACGAAAUUGUAGUAAAUGGAGACUUCCGGAUCAACGCUGUUGAGUUAGCAGAAGGCAGCUUGGAGAAGAGAGUAAAGGAGAUUGUGCAUAAAGCCUUCUGGGAUUGUUUGAGUGUCCAGCUAAGUGAAGAUCCCCCAACAUAUGACCAUGCCAUCAAACUUGUCGGAGAGAUCAAGGAGACUCUGUUAUCAUUCUUGCUGCCUGGUCACACUAGACUAAGAAACCAAAUAACAGAAGUGCUGGAUCUGGAGCUGAUAAAACAGGAAGCAGAGAAUGGGGCCCUAGACAUUUCCAAGCUGGCAGAAUUCAUUAUUGGCAUGAUGGGGACGUUGUGUGCACCUGUUCGAGAUGAGGAAGUUAAAAAGCUAAAGGACAUUAAGGAAAUAGUGCCUCUCUUCAGCUACAGGACUCCAUCUGGUGCAGACCGGUGCAGGCCGGUGCGGUCCGGUGCAGGCCCUGGGCAUGCAGCGGCCUCAGUCUCCGAGAGUUUACGUGUGCGUGAACACAGGAUCAUCAACUGCACGAUCAGGUGUUUGAAAAAUUGUACAAUUGGAGAGAAGAAACAGGGCUUGGAUAUAGCUCAGUGGAUAAAGACCUUGCCCCAAAAGUUUGAAGACCUGAGUUUAAUCCUCAGCCUCCAAGUAGAAAACAUGGCACAGUGGCAGGCUUCGGUGAUCUGA
Psammomys obesus (fat sand rat) is the source of this 1623-nucleotide messenger RNA. It is a transcript of the gene Tcp11l1, whose product is annotated as t-complex 11 like 1. Lineage: Eukaryota; Metazoa; Chordata; Mammalia; Rodentia; Muridae. Gene Ontology annotation, biological process: signal transduction. The transcript is spliced from 9 exons. The coding region runs from base 706 to 1623 and encodes 305 amino acids. The record is from RefSeq and is a predicted model, not a curated record.